Alternaria alternata is the source of this 2280-nucleotide messenger RNA. RefSeq names its product apses-domain-containing protein. The record is from RefSeq and is a predicted model, not a curated record. Gene Ontology annotation, molecular function: DNA binding; transcription regulator activity; protein binding. Gene Ontology annotation, cellular component: SBF transcription complex; MBF transcription complex. Bases 122 to 2197 code for a protein of 691 amino acids. Lineage: Eukaryota; Fungi; Ascomycota; Dothideomycetes; Pleosporales; Pleosporaceae. The transcript is spliced from 3 exons.
GGCGCGAACGCGGCCUUCCAACGCGACUUCCCCCAGGUCUGACGCGAACUGUAGACACGCCCUCACGAAAUCACUUGACACGCCUCCCAGACGCCUUGUUACUGCUCAUCGAAUGGUGAAGAUGCCCCCCGCGCCCGAUGGCAAAAUCUAUUCGGCAACCUACAGUAAUGUUCCCGUCUACGAGUGCAAUGUCAACGGCAACCAUGUCAUGCGCCGUCGCGCUGACGACUGGAUCAACGCCACUCACAUCCUCAAGGUAGCCGACUACGACAAGCCUGCGCGUACCCGUAUCCUUGAGCGCGAAGUCCAGAAGGGCGUGCACGAGAAGGUCCAAGGUGGAUAUGGUAAAUACCAAGGCACAUGGAUACCCCUCGAGGAGGGGCGACAUCUGGCAGAGCGGAAUGGUGUGCUGGACAAGAUGCGCGCCAUCUUCGACUACGUCCCUGGUGACCGGAGCCCUCCACCUGCGCCCAAGCAUGCGACAGCUGCCUCAAAUCGCAUGAAGCCUCCAAAGCAAACCGCUGCGGCUGCUGCUGCCGCGGCCCGGAAUGGUAAAAAUGUCUAUUCGCUUGAAUCUAUGCAAUCCUUUGUAACUACAUCCGCGCAGUCUCAAGUUAGCGAAGAGCCCUACGAGGCCUCUCAGAUCAGAUCGCAGAUCUUCCGCGAGGAGACGCCGGACAACGAGACUGUCAUUUCGGAAUCCAUGUUGGGUGACGCCGAUAUGCUGGAUUCUUACUCAACGGGCGGAGGCAGAAAGCGCAAGCGGGGGAUUGACCAGAUGUCUCUUCUGGAUCAACAACAUCAAAUAUGGGCCGAUCAGCUACUGGACUACUUCAUGUUGCUAGACCACGAAUCCGCCGUCUCCUGGCCCGAACCACCGCAGAGCAUAAACCUCGACCGGCCGAUCGAUGAGAAGGGACACGCAGCUAUGCACUGGGCAGCGGCGAUGGGUGAUGUUGGGGUAGUAAAGGAGCUGAUACACCGAGGAGCACGCAUCGAUUGCCUGUCGAACAACCUGGAGACACCCCUAAUGCGCGCCGUCAUGUUCACGAACAACUUCGACAAGGAGACCAUGCCCAGCAUGGUCAAGAUCUUCCAGCAGACGGUUCAUAGGACAGACUGGUUCGGCAGUACCGUCUUCCAUCACAUCGCGGCGACCACCAGCAGCUCGAACAAGUACGUUUGCGCAAGAUGGUAUCUUGACUGCAUCAUCAACAAACUCUCAGAAACCUGGAUACCAGAAGAGGUUACUAGGUUACUUAAUGCAGCAGACCAGAACGGAGACACAGCCAUCAUGAUUGCUGCGCGAAACGGCGCGAGGAAAUGCGUGCGAAGUCUGUUGGGACGCAACGUCACAGUCGACAUUCCUAACAAAAAGGGUGAGACGGCAGACGAUCUUAUUCGAGAGCUCAAUCAACGACGACGAAUGCAUGGACGCACAAGGCAAGCUUCAUCGUCACCUUUCGCGCCACCACCAGAACACCGACUCAACGGACAUGUACCGCAUCUAGAUGGAGGACCACUGAUUCCAGUACCAUUCCCCAGCAUGGCUGUUCGAGAACCUGUUCAGUAUCGCUCACAGACGGCCUCACAUCUCAUGACCAAAGUCGCGCCAACACUACUUGAGAAAUGCGAAGAGCUGGCUGCAGCAUAUGAGACGGAACUUCAGGAGAAGGAGGCUGAAUCCUUCGACGCAGAACGUGUGGUGAAGCGACGCCAAGCUGAGCUUGAAGCCGUACGAAAACAAGUAGCUGAGUUACAGGGCACAUCAAAUGGCCUACAUAUUGACCUCAACGACGACGAAGCAGACCGGCUGCAAGAAGAGGAACUGCGGUUACUGGUGGAAGAAGCCGAGUCGCUCUUAGAGAUUGAACAAAAGGCCGAGCUCCGUCGACUGUGCAGUAGCAUGCCGCAACAGAAUGCCGACAACUCGCCUGUGGAUGUCACGGAAAAGAUGCGACUAGCAUUGUUGCUACAUCGCGCGCAACUCGAGCGGAGAGAGCUGGUCAGAGAAGUUGUGGGUAAUUUGAGCGUGGCAGGUAUGAGCGAGAAGCAAGGCACAUACAAGAAGCUCAUUGCGAAAGCACUGGGUGAGCGCGAGGAAGAUGUCGAGUCCAUGCUGCCUGAGAUCCUGCAAGAGCUGGAAGAGGCGGAAACGCAGGAAAGGGCUGAGGGACUGGAUGGAAGUCCGCUAUAGGUUUUGUUACCUAGUAGUAAACCCGUGAUGGCAGGACAGUGAUAACGAGUAUUUACGACCAAGAUAGCGAGCAUUUACCUCUU